Molecule: messenger RNA, 1575 nt
Organism: Lutzomyia longipalpis
Lineage: Eukaryota; Metazoa; Arthropoda; Insecta; Diptera; Psychodidae
Product: peroxisomal membrane protein 2
Exons: 3
Coding region: 423-980 (185 amino acids)
Cellular component (GO): cytoplasm; membrane
Source: RefSeq, a predicted model, not a curated record
UGUCAAAUUUUCCCCUUUACAGGGAAGCAGCGCCCUCACCGUUCAUUAGGCACAACUGUGAUUUGUAAACAUUCCUUGAGAAAAAAUUUACAAAUUUCGCAAUUUUUCUCACAAAAUCUCCCCCAAUUUCUCUUCCAUUUCUCAUAUACAGUGAAAAAUAAAAUACCUACAUUAAAUACGAAUUAAAAUAGAAACUCAAAGACGCAGAAAAAACCGGAAGUUGUGAAGAAAUCGCAAGAAUUGGCAAAGAAUCGCAUUCGCUUUCUUUCAACCUUUGACCUCGCGAGUACUCGAAAGAUUAAGGCCAAAGACGGCAAUCAAGUCUUAUCUGGCUUUUUUUUUGUACCUGUUGGAGCUGUAAAUUAAUACAUAAUUUGCUUAACGUUGUGCAAUAAAAAAGGAAAGAAAAAAUCGUGCGGAAAAUGUCCCUGUCAAAGCCAAUUUUCAAUUUAAUCGGAACAUAUUUUGAACAAUUGUUCAAUCACCCCAUCAGGACAAAAUCGCUAACAAGCUGUGUCAUCGCCACUACGGGCAAUAUUGUGUCGCAGAAGAUUUCCGGGAGUAACAGCAUUAAUCCACACAGUGUCUUUGCCUACGGACUUUUUGGAUUAAUUUUUGGCGGGACCAUUCCUCACUACUUUUACGCCUUCAUCGAACGAAUCUUCUCGGAUGAAGUGAAAUUCCGCAAAUUCUACCAAUUCCUACUGGAACGUCUCACCUUCACGCCAGUCUUUCAGCUGUGCUCCCUGUACUUCCUCUCGCGCUUUGAGGGGAAUAACCAUCAGGUGGCCUUUGCAAAUCUCUACAAACUCUACUGGCCCAUUCUUCAGGCAAACUGGAAGUAUUUGUCCCUUUUUACCUUCAUGAACAUCACAUUCCUGCCGCCAAUUCUGCGUGUCUUCACGGCCAACCUCAUUGGAUUCUUCUGGAUUAUCUUUCUGGCCAACAAGAGGCGUCAAGCGGCCAAGAAGACUGAAUAAUUUGCAAAACAAUCUUUCUUCAAUCACAAAUGUGGCAUUUUAUUAGGGUUCUUUUUUCCAUUAAUUCAUGAUUUUUUUUCUUUUUAAUGCUUUAAAGAGGAUUUUUGCAACUCUUUUUUUUGUUAGGAGCAUUCUAUGGUGGAUGUGGGGAAUUAUUAUUUUUUUCUUUUGAUAAAUAUAGUUUGUUUUGCGUUCCAAAAUAUCAUGCCUUUGGGAAUAUAAAUAGGUUUUUUUUUUACUAAUAUAAAUAGGAUUUCAAAAUAAAUAAAUAGAGCAUUUCAGGGAGUGGGGGGAGAGGUUGACACUUGAAGUGUGCGCAUAAAAAGGAAAGAAAAAAUUGCACGAAAAAAUCAAGCACUUAAAAUUACAGAGAUUAUUCGACUUUCUUUUAGUGACUAGAUUGGACUAAAAAUGGGAAAGAAAGAAAACAUUUAAAGGAAUGUUUAGGAUUCACAAAAGGAUUUUUAUGCGUCUGUUGUAAUUUUUUUUGAACAAAUAUUUUAGGACAAAUUUUGUGAAAAAAGUUGAUAUUUUUGAUAAUAAAUAAUAUUAAAUAUUGUAAAAGGGAAACAAUAAAAUAUAUUUCUUGUACUAA